CUUGAGCAGGUGUCGCCCCGGAGGGAGAGGGAGUCGGGAAUUAUCGCGCGCCCGAUGCUUGUCGCCACUCGCAGGCCAACGUAGGGCGGCAGCAAAUAGCAGCGUCGGCCCGUUGUCGUUUCUUAAGGCCCUAUUACUACUGUAUGCCUGGUCAUGUCUCGUUGUCUGUGUCUAAAUGUAUGUGUGUAGGUCCCGGUCGACGGCACGGUGCGAUCGAGUGGUGUGCUUGCGGAUAAGUGCAAUCGGCGUCCUAAUGGAUUAGUUGAAGUCAAGCCGGCUACAGAGCGACACCGGCUGGAGUAUAUUACGAUAGUAACGAACAACAUAGCAACACAGCGAGAAGUUGACAGCAAAAACAAUUAACAGCAAUUCCAUUAUUCUAUAGCUUUAGCGAAGUGAAGCUAUAGGUAAGGUGACAACAAGUAACUUUCGUCAACUCCCGCCCUCCCCAACAACGAUAGCAAUUAUGAAUUACAAACGCCGAAUCGGUAUAGUGGGCUACGGCCACCUCGGGGAGUUCCUUGUCGACGAGAUCCUUGCGCGUCCUGCGGAGUAUGAGCUCGCCUUUGUGUGGACUCGUUCAGGAACAUUUAAUCCUGCCACGAAGCGUCUUGAUCGCUCCGUUCUUCUCGAGGACCUAACGUAUUUUUACACGAGACGACCUGACCUAGUUGUUGAAGUGGCUCAUCCGACUAUCUCUAAAGCUUAUGGCGAGCAUUUCCUUAAGCAUUGCGAUUACAUGAUCGGGUCACCCACGGCACUUGCUGACCCCGAAACCGAACUGAAACUUCGUCGUUCGGCUCGCAAACCACACGGACUGUACGUUCCUUCAGGAGCGAUGUGGGGUCUGGAGGAUAUACGUAAAAUGGCCGACCGCGGUACUCUGCAGGGAUUGACUAUAACCAUGCGGAAGCACCCAAGCGCCCUACGAUUGGCCGAGGGAUCGUCCAUGCGAGCGAAAAACGAUAAUGUUUCGACUCGGCCAAUCGUCCUAUACGAGGGUCCCGUACGCGAUGUGUGCCAUAUAGCGCCAAAUAAUGUCAACACAAUGGCCGCGGCUGCAGUGGCAGCACACAAUCUUGGCUUCGACAAGACCCAAGCAUGUUUGAUUUCGGAUCCUAACAUGGCGGAUUAUCACGUUACCGAGAUUGCAGUACAGGGCCCGUCCGAGAUCGAUGGUAGAACGUUUACUGUAAGAACAACCAGGACGAACCCAGCUUGUAAAGGCGACGUGACAGCAAAGGCCACCUAUUCGUCGUUUCUAUCGUCGAUGCUUGCGGCCGAAGGAAAGGGAGCCGGAGUACAUCUCUGUUAGCCAAAAAUAAGCAUGUUCCUGAUACGUCCCUAAUAUUAACGGCCUGAAGAAAUCUGUGUAAAAACACAAUACGUUAAAUUGUGGCACGAUAAGCGGUUCAGUGAUUUUCGAUAUGCCCUGUGGCAGCUGUUCGACCUCGAAAUCGUGAAAAGAUGCAGUACCAAUGGAGUGAUUAUCCACACUAUCAAUAACUCUAAAGAGGAUAAAUAAACUAAUAUGAACGAGAACCAUACCUAGUGAACAUAAGAGUCCAUUAGUGGCAGUAUUUUAACUGUUGUCAAUGGCAUAGGAUGGUCAGCAAGUUUUAUGCACUUUUGAACACCUAUGGACGUUCUAACUGAUUCAUCUACGAUACACAUGACAUGUAUUGGAAACAGAAACCUUAUAUAGUCGAUUAGCUUUUAGCACUUUAGAGAAAACGAUGUUUUUUUUAACAGACGUUCUUGUUAACUUUCAACUCAAAAUAAAUUCAACUUUGAGUUUGAAGGCAGAAUUGUACACAUGCUGAAUUCUAGUUUGUCCUGCUAUCCUUCUUCAACAUUUAUCGAAACAAGCAAGGCAGUUGAAGAAAUACUAAGCGUCCAACGUCUUUUCCCUGGUGAAAAAAUUCUCAUCCAUUUUGACCCGGUAAGAAUUUCUGCGUCGUGAGUCCACCAUACGUCUCUGUUGUCGUUAGCUUGCCGGUGAAGAUGCGCACUCAAGCCUUCAGUAUUGCGCAAACUGCCAUAAACCGUUCGUCAAAGUAACAUGGCAGUGUUUCGGAGUCUUCCAGAAACAAUGAUGGUGGAGUUCAAUUGCCCCAGCUGAAAUAUUCUACAAAAUGACUAUUUUGUAUUGUUUAUGGACUUGACGACUUGAUGCUUCCCGUGAAACAACGAAGGGGCAAUUAGAUUGUCAACAGCAGUCUACUUUAACGUGGCAAGAAAAAAUAUCCCACAUACUUAGGUUAGGUAGAAAUAACAUUUGGAUCAUAAGCCAGUUUACAGUGAUAGGUGUAUCGAUGCUACUGCAUAGAACUGUUAGCGUAGCUUUAAACCAUACGUCUCUUGUUUAAAUUUCAAACGAUUUACUACUUAUCUAAGUAAUAAACCGUUUAAAGUAUCACGGACCUGCUAAAGGUAAACUCUUCUAUUAGGAACUAAGAUGUUUUCCUUUUCCAUUACAUGUAUUUCGUUGAUAACCUGCACAUUAUUGCGUUAAGCUUCCCCAAGUAUCGUCCUCAAGGUUUUUUGUUAUAAUAACAUAUAGUAGUAAUGGCGACACCCACAUUAUCUUAAAGAACACUGACGGCACUUUUCUGCAUAAAUCAGAUCCGUAGUAACCUUGCGGUUUGUUCUAUUUGUUGUCUGUAAUAAAUGCCGAGACAAUUACAUGUCGUAGCGCGUACUUUUUCAAACGGUCUUCAAGUUUUUUUUUUU
This is a messenger RNA of Varroa destructor (honeybee mite), 2733 nucleotides long. RefSeq names its product aspartate dehydrogenase domain-containing protein-like. Gene Ontology annotation, biological process: NAD+ biosynthetic process. The record is from RefSeq and is a predicted model, not a curated record. Lineage: Eukaryota; Metazoa; Arthropoda; Arachnida; Mesostigmata; Varroidae. Gene Ontology annotation, molecular function: L-aspartate dehydrogenase [NAD(P)+] activity; NADP binding.